CAGUUGACAUUUGAAAAUUUGAAGUUUAACAAAACAAAUAUGAGAAUAUUAAUUGGGCUCUAGAGAAUUGUUGCAGCUUUUCAGUUAUAAUCUUGGAAUGGACUCUUUCUAAAUGAAGAUUCGGCUCAGUGAAUAAUUGGUUGCAGCUACGUUCGGAGGGUGUGCAAAAGGAAGGCUCAAAUGUAGCAUAAAAAUGGUGUCCCACCCGAAAGAAAAAUACACUGAGAGUUAUGAUGCUUUUCGCACCUACGGGCGAUACUUAAACGCGUUGAGCCGCCUGCAUUGGAUGCACGGUUCGGCGCAAGGAGGAUCACCGUCAUCGCCAACCCAACCACUGAGUCGCCUACCUGCAGGUUCGUGCCGCAGCUGUCACUGUGACAAGGUAAAAAAUGAACAGUUAUGUGGUAAUGACCUACCUGGUCCUUUUCGCACGAAUCGACCCACAUACAUCGUUUUCGAUGAGGUGGACCCUAUUGCAGCUUUGGAGGAGAGCUUUGAAUUUACCGCAGAUUCUGCAUCUAAGGACACAGUAUUUGUUCAGCACAAGACCACCCAGACAGACGACCGUAUCUUAUUCUCGCCAUCGUUUUUAAUGAUUAAAGGUGACUCGCUAGAUCCAGUUAACAAUCCUGCUGGCAAUCUUUCUGAACAUUCGGUUGUACGGAAGGACUCUGAUAAAGUAAAUCAAAGAAAUUCCACAGAGGAGCAAUCAAAUACACAGGAGGAUAAAGUUACAAGAGUGACACAAGAUGACGGCGAUGAAAUAAGGAUGCCUCUCUCCGAAUUCUAUUACACAUCGGCGAAUUCCAAGCGACCAAUUAAGAAACCAGAUACAGCGAAGGGUUCUCAGCGUGCAGGGGCAAGUCUCGAUACACCUAAAAAAUCGCACAUAUUUGGCUCCCAUAAACAUUUUGUUGAACACAUACGCUUUUUGAAACGACCAUUAAUAACAGUAAGGUCCGCCAGCAGAAAAAAUGAAAAUAAUCGACAAGAUUCUAAACCCAAGGAAGAAAUGGAAACUUAUGAAAAGAAAAGGCCAAGUUACGACAAAGAAACACAAUACGAACUAUAUGAGAUGGAUGAAAAGCCCUGCAGAAGAUGUGACAUUAUACCGAUGUUAGGCCACCAACUGAGCAGAAUGCGUUUCACAAUUGAGCGACUAGAGGCACAGUUGGGGGAACUAAAAAAUGACGUCGACGCACUGAAACGUAAGAGAAGGCGAGAGGCUCAGGAGAGUGCUCAAACACAUACCUAUAUUAAGCCCGAUAGAAAUCAAUCGCUAGAUAGGUUCGUGGUAAUUAAAGCCAGCAGUUUGACUCCUCCAGUCAAGACCCAAAAUGGUUUGAAAAUUAUAAAGAUACCCAAGAUGCAGCCAGACUCCGAAAUCUCCUAUAUUGAUACAACCAAUUGCAAAACCAAUGCGGCGAGGGAGCCCACCGCUAAUAGAAUGCCGACCCAUAGAACAUCCUGUAUACGUGUAUGCGAACAAAAUACCAGCGAAUUGCUUGGACCUAAGGAAUUAAAAGGCAUUUGGCCACACGACAAAGAAAAUUCAAUUGAUAUAAAGCUUCCUGCUAAUACCAAUACUUCAACAGAGACGUUUACGCCCUACACUUGGGCUCGGAACAAGCCAACAGUUCAAGAAACCAAUUACAAUAUUCAACGAGAACACAAGAAACCAUUUUUAGUUCAGACUAAGUCUAAUACCAAUAGUUCCACUGAUUCUAAGAAAGCCACUACCUUUAAGCAGUCGCACCAAGGAAACCCGAUUAUUAUUGUGCAUAACUAUAAAGCGAAAACGUCGUCUGAGGCCGCCGAGCUUCCGAGAGUCCAGCCGAAAUCUCAUAAUCAGCUGGAAUCCCAGCCCUCCAGUGUGUGUCAAUUCUGCUCGAAUAAGGUUCAGCGUGUGUUGGAUGAUCUAGUUGGUGCGUUGGUUAAGGUGAUUGGGGAUCGGCCCUAUAAAAGUAUCUUGCUGUCCAUUCUCCUGCGCUCCGACAAUGUCUAUCAUGUUAACGUACAGGUGAGGGAGACAAUGCAUGUACUCGGCUGCUUGCUGGUCAAUCACGCCGCCAUAGAGGAGGCCAUCAAGCGGGGCAUAUUCAAAGAGAUUCUCACCUACUCUGUGAUUGAUGUGCGUAAUACGAUCAAGCCAAUCGGUCCUCCAAUCGGUAUACCAUUCGAAUUUAUUGCAAAGCCACGAAAUAAUGCACAUAACGAUACAAAAAAGGAUGAAUCUGCCAACAUUGAGGAUUUGAGAACCCAGGCGUUUAUCACUAAAGUUCUCGGAGUACCAGCAGAUAAAAUAAGUAAAAAUGUCAAAUAAUUUUAAUUUCGGAAGAUUCAUUCAAGAUUCAGCGAAUGAAUGUCCUAAUGUUUUAAGCAAUUUUUUAGAGUUUAUAAGAAUCAUUUUAUUCAAAUGGACAAAACUUUUCGAGAGUACAAUAAAUCGUCUGCAAUUAAGUGGCAAAGAUAACUUUAA
Molecule: messenger RNA, 2479 nt
Organism: Drosophila montana
Lineage: Eukaryota; Metazoa; Arthropoda; Insecta; Diptera; Drosophilidae
Exons: 2
Coding region: 194-2323 (709 amino acids)
Source: RefSeq, a predicted model, not a curated record